AUGUUUAAAUUGAAAUGUUUUAUAAAUUUACCUUGACGUUUUCUUACGCGGACUGUUCCACAGUUAUUACACAUCAAACCAAGAUCGCCAUACAAGCUAAUAGAAAGUGUAACCGUAAUGGCGCCAUAAUUUUCAAGCUACAAUGGAGAUAUUUUCCAGAGCUAAAAAUUGCUUCGCAUUUCGUCUCAAAUCUCUAACCACCUUACAGCGGUUAAAUCAUCUUUUAAUUGAAAAUUAUCUACUAUUAUAUCCUAGAAUGGCUUCCACCGAUUCUAAAACUCAUCAAUGUUCUAGAAUUGACAUGUCUAAAUGGAAAACGAUAAAGGCGAAUCUUGCUGGUGUUAACCGUUCAAUGAUUCAUUCCUCUGCAUGGGUUGUUUUGAGCAUUCUGCAUGAUAAAGGUUUUGAAGCUUACUUAGUUGGCGGAUGUGUGAGAGAUUUACUUCUUAAGAGAAUACCUAAAGAUUUUGAUAUUAUAACCACAGCUAGUCUUAGACAGGUGAAGAAACAAUUCCAUCGUUGCGAGAUUGUUGGACGAAGAUUUCCUAUAUGCAGGGUGCAUGUGAAAGGCUCAACAGUUGAGGUAUCCAGUUUUAAGACUGUGGCAGAAAAUAGUAAAGAAAAAGGAAAGGCUCUUUUGUCCCAAAUACCAAGUGGCUGCGACGAGAAGGACUUUAUCCGGUGGAGAGAUAGUAUGCAUCGGGAUUUCACAAUUAACAGUUUAUUCUUUGAUCCGUCCAUGAAUAAAAUCUAUGAUUAUGCUAAUGGCAUGGCAGAUUUAAGUUCCUUAAAGCUACGGACCAUAAUCCCUGCUCACUUAUCAUUCCAAGAAGAUUGUGCGAGAAUAUUGCGAGGUUUGAGAAUUGCUGGGCGUUUGGGCUUAUCAAUAUCAAAGGAAACUGAAAUUGCUAUACACAAGCUCUCAUCUUCUAUUAAUAGUCUGGACAAGGCCAGGAUAAUGAUGGAACUCAACUACAUGCUAUCGUAUGGAGCUGCUGAGUCUACUAUCUGUUUGCUUCGGAGAUUCAACCUAUUUGAACUAUUUCUUCCAUAUCAUGCAGCAUAUCUUAAUCGACAGGGUAGUGAGACCUCUUCUCAAGAUCCCAGGAUGUUGAUGAAAUUGUUCUCCAAUUUGGAUAGACUAGUUAGUUGUGACCGGCCUUGCAAUAGCAUUCUAUGGGUUGGACUAUUAGCAUUUCACCAAGCUUUAGUAACUAAUCCGCAAGAUGCUCUUGUUAUACGGGUCUUGGCUUCUGUAUUGUAUCAUGGAAAGUGGAAGGAAGGUGUUGAAUUUGCAAAAGCAAACGCUCAAGUGCCAGUCAAAUUUGCACCGGAAAUCUCAGGCUUCUCUGAAUCUAAAUCAGAUCAAGAACUUGCAGAGGAAGUUAGUCGUUUAGCACUUCUAAUCCAAGAUUCUAUUGGCUCUUUUGUGAAUACAGACAUUCUCGCACAGUUCAUGUCUGGAUAUGGAGUUCCCUUUAAUUCUAAUUUGGUAUUUGUAUCCAAUAAAAUGGGAAAUGAUGUUGCUCAGAUUUUUGAUGUGCUGGUCCAUGAUGUUAGUUCUUACAAAACUUUGAGAAAAAGUUUCAAGAUUGACUACUCCCUUCUUGGGAAGGGACAUCAUCAUGAGACUAGAUUUGUUCUUGGUAAAGUUAUACUGGAAACUUUGAGUGGUCAUACCAGAGUAAAGGUUUCGGAGGAGGGGUCAAAGGUAGUUGCGGAGAAACAUGAUGAAAAACUAUCUGAUCUAGUCAAGGAUCAUAUAGUGGAAUCAAAGGAUAAAACACCUAUAAUUUCACAAUUUAUUUAUGAACAUGAGAAAAAGACGGGAAAAAAACGGAAAUUGGUAAAGACAAAAUGCAUUUCUGGGCAGGAAGAAGCUGAAGAACAACUAUGCACGUCACCGAUGAAUGUAUUAGAGAGGAAAAAGCAACAUGUGCACGGGAAGUCCAGGAAUAUAAAUAUAAGCAACAAAUGCAUUACUGGGCGGGAGGAAGCUGAAGGGCAACUAAGCAUGUCGCUGACGAAUGUAUUUGAGAAGAAAAGGCAACAUGUGCAUGAGAAGUCGAGGAAUAUUAAUAUAAGCGACAAAGGCAUUUCUCUGCGGGAAGAAGAUGAAGGACAACUAAGCAUUUCUCGGCAGGAUGAAGCUGGAGGACAACUAAUCAUUUCUCGGCGAGAUGAAGCUGAAGGACAGCUAAGCUUUUCUCGGAGGGAUGAAGCUGAAGGACAACUAAGCAUGUCGCCGAUGAAUGAAUUAAAGAAGAAAAAGCAACCGCUGGAAGGGAAGUCUAGGAAUGUUAAGUUACGCAUUGAGGAGAAAGCUAAGCACCAAGAGGAGAAAGAUUGCCAUGUGAUAUGCCAAGAGGUGGUCAAGGAAAAGACUGAAAAUCUAAAACAGACAUCGGUUAAGGAAAAGAGUGGUCGAGCAUCUCUAUAUAACAUUUUCAAGGGAUGACAAUUUUGUUUGUGCACCAGAUAUGAAUUAUGUCAGAAAUUGAGGAUUAUCAUACCCUCAGUCCUUGUUCCCUUCGUGGUAUGCACACGCGCCCAAAACUCCGGUAACAAAAUUUUGGUGGUGAAGCUAUCAAGAGACUGGUAAAUCUCUCUCUCUCUCUAUCUCUUAGCUGCGUGCAUCCUGUCUUACAUGUGCAUCGGUGUAUGCAUACAUGUGUCAUGGAUAUCUAUCAGCUCAAAUCCACUUAUUUCCUGCAACCACCCACCGACUUGCUCGCUUUUUCCUAAGGCAUUUUGUUGAGUGAUGACUAUUCUGGAAACUGAAAGCCUGUAAAUGUUGCUGAAAGUUGCACCCAUGUUUAAAACAUGUCAAAUUUUGAAGAACGAAAUCUUUUUGUUGCAGAACAAUAUAACCAUAGGAAGUUGUGGUUCUACUUCUUCAUGCUUCAUUUGCAGACUGUAACUGGGAAUUCCAUGUGCCUGCCUGAGCUUAGCUGUUGUAUACUUCAAACUUCUAUUCGUUGCAUAAGUGCAUAUGAUAUUGUUGUUGUUCAUACCUCAUAGCGUAAAGGGAAAAAAUAACAAGUUGCUAUAUUAAUUUAUCUUACUCGAAUCAGUUUUUCUA
Molecule: messenger RNA, 3082 nt
Organism: Mercurialis annua (annual mercury)
Lineage: Eukaryota; Viridiplantae; Streptophyta; Magnoliopsida; Malpighiales; Euphorbiaceae
Exons: 14
Coding region: 143-2458 (771 amino acids)
Biological process (GO): RNA processing
Molecular function (GO): nucleotidyltransferase activity; RNA binding
Source: RefSeq, a predicted model, not a curated record